Messenger RNA from Anopheles marshallii, 5433 nucleotides. RefSeq lists its product as uncharacterized. The transcript is spliced from 18 exons. NCBI's taxonomy places the organism in Eukaryota, Metazoa, Arthropoda, Insecta, Diptera, Culicidae. The record is from RefSeq and is a predicted model, not a curated record.
AUGCUACCGGGGGACCUGUUUCUCGGCAGUCCGGGGAUCCCAGGGUCAACGAUGAAGUUGACACCGGGCGUGGGGAUGACGCUGCUGAUCGGCAUCGCCGGUAGCAUCUUUCUCGUUACCCAAACUCACCGAUUGUUGCGCAGCAAGCUCAGCCAUAGACGGCGUUCUUCCCGGAAGCCUGAUGCGGCAGAGUGUUACAUGUGUAACGUAAACAUCGAACUCGAAAGUACAGACAGCUUCGCAACAUGCCGCGGUUGCGAAAAACUGGUCUGCCGCGGCGAGAACUGCUGCCAGUGGGUGGAAUCGAUCGGUAUCUGGGAAUGUACCGGGUGUCAAUCGAAUCGCGUAAUCCAGCAAAAAGCGGGCGAAUGGUUGCUGAAUCAGUUGACCGCCCGGCUCAAACAGCCCGGCCCGGUAGAGCUGAAGGAAGCCAAUCUACUCGGGCUUGGUUUGGACACCGAUGACGCGCGCAGUACAACGAGCUCCACGGUUUCGUCCAACCAGCGUAUAAAGGUGCGAGAAUUCAUCGAGGAGCUGUUGUCGAGCAUGCUGCACGGUCCGCUGGACGAUGUGUCCGUAGGGCAGCUAAUGAAACAUGAAAGCUAUAUAAGACUUUUUCGCAAGUUCCACACACGUUUGAGCAGGUGUCUGUACAAUCUUGAACUCUCGAUCCAUCACUCACUAAUGUCGGAUCUACCACUAUGGGAAGGUCAACAGCAGCAUCACAGCCCGAGCGAUCAGCACUUCGAGCUGAAGCGACUGAUACAGAAGAUUCUGGAAGAGAUCGCCAAGCUGCCGGAGCUGCUGAACCACAGUGGCCUUCCGCUACGGCCGGAAGAGCAUCUGCCGUACUUCGAUCCGAAGAAGUACGAACAGCUGUUGGCCACUGCGGUAUUAAAUAAGGUGGUGGACGACUAUCGGAAUCCGAAAAACUUCACUAACAGCGGUGACGUGGCAGGGAAAUCGAGCGGUGCUGCCACACCGUACGGUACGGUUGACAUCAACCACAAUCUGCUGUCCGAGGAGGGCAGCCAUCGGGGUUUGCUGAGCAAAGAAUCACUCCGACAGAUGUCCGUAACGGCUGAUGACGUCCAUUUGCACGAAGGCGUCAGCUAUACAGCCCCCGGAGAACGACGACUCUCCGAUACCGACGAGUCGUACCUGAGCGAUUACAUCCAACGGCACAAAGUACCCCUGCCCGAUCUGUCCGAUACGACCGGUUCCGGUUCCGGUGCGGAGGACGACGAUCUGCAAUCACUCAAAUCGAACGCCACCGAUGGUACGUGGGAGGAGAAUUGGCUUUUCCGCAAGCGGCAACUAAAAACCACAGAAUCCUCGAUCGCCAUGCUCGUGCCAUCGCCGACAGAGGAGGUGAAAGCACUGAUCGGCGACAAGAAUGCGGACGAGAUCAGCGAUCUUUCGGAGGCGGGAUCAGAUUGCGAGGGGUACGAGUCGGAUGGUAAUGCGAAUGCAGGAAGCAAUGCACCAAAACAGCGUCCCGCGGCAGUAACCGCUACGAGCAGUAAGGAUACGAGCGAGGGUAUAUCCUCCUCGUCCAAAACACAAGAUUCGCUGGAAGAGCAGCUGCCGCCCGAUAGCCUCGUGUCGAUCAACUCACUGCCGGUCAAUGAGGAUGUCCUGUCGGAGGCGACCAACAGUCAGCUGCUGGCAGAACAGUCGACACAGAACCAAACCAACGGUCACAGUACGGUCGGUUUGCAGAUCGAUGAUCUGAUCAGUAUGGAACCGGUAGCGGAAAAGGUGGAAACUACCAAUCCGGCCAUUACGAAUCCCUUCCUGGAUGAUGUUUUCGAGGCAAACAAUAACGUCAUUACCGAUGAUGUGAAGUUACUACAGCGCACCGAGGCCGGUGACAAUCGCAGUUCCGCCACCGAAUCCAACACCAACGGUUACGGUGACCGAAAAGAAAUCCCAAUAGAUCGAGUGUCCCAACAACUGCUGCUGCUGGAAACUCAGUCACCGCCGGACUCUCCGAUACAGCAGGUGCUGUCACCCCAUCCGAUCACGAUGACGAUCACGGAUGUGUUUGAUCGGCUUGCGAACAGUUCCCCGCUGACGGCAAUCUCCGAGGAGCAACCGCCGGCCAUGUUGCAGGACGAGAUUGAAACGGACCCAUUGCCAACUGUGGAACCGAUUGAGACUACGCUGGAAGUCAUUGCGGAAGAGUAGUGUUCUCUACCGACGGAAGUGAAACAAUCGCCACUGCUUCCAGCGAACAGUAUGCAAACGGAACCGGAUGAUGAUUGCGAGUAUGGAACGUUAUCGGAAGCAACCAAUAACAGUCUUCCAUUGGCAGAAUCGUUCAAUGGGUUGGAAUCGUUUGACGCGUACGAACCGGCUACCGAUGCCAGUCUGCUCACGGGACUGGACGAUGAGUUCUGUUCGUUGAUGGAAGAAACCUAUCCCGAUCGAACGACGAUAGAAACAUCACCUGAGCUGCUUCAAAUACGAGAAACUCCACCAGCGGCACAUUACGUGAGCAAUCACGAUCAGCUAGAGUUUGCCGAGCAGCUAAUGGCACUGGACCAGCCAUCCGUUCCCGUCAAGCAAGAUCCAUUUGAGUGUACAGAGGAAGACACACCAACUCGAAUAACGCUUCAACCAGACCUGGUAACGUUCGACAAUAAUGCACCCAGUCCGGAGGGACCACCAGGUAUUGUGGCCGUUACGGAGCAGAUGCGUGCGUACUGUGAGGAACUGAAGAAUAUUCUGAACCACCCUGCGGUUGAGUUAUCGGAUGAGCCACUUCCACCCUAUCCGGAUCCCGAACCGGAUCCGGAGUGGGAAAUGGUAGAAUCGCCCGAGGAACUCGAUGCUCUGGCCGCAUUUCACGAGGAGCUGCAGAUUGCCAUAAAUGAUCCAGCACAAACGGAAGUUCGCCCGUGUAAGGAUCAUGCAAUCCGCGAUGUGCCUCUGGUUGAUUUGGACGAGUCCUUUCCUAGUCCCAUCGAAAUAGCAGGUUUACAGAUGGCUGAAUAUAGUGACAGUUUGAAGAACAUAGAGUACGUACAGGAGGCCAUUGCAAUGGAUGAAGAAACGGUCCCCCUUCCGGAGUGUACCAUCGAGUCGGCAGAAUCACCACAAGCGUUGCGUGUGUCUUCGCCGGAACCACCGCCACCGAUGGUUACUGUGCUGCACACACCAUCCACCGAGCAACCAUCCACGACGGUAACGGCCGAAAACGAGGAUCCCUCGGGCGAGGAUCCGUCCACACACACGGAGGAAUCGAUCGAGUCCCGGUCGGAGUCCAAAAUCGAGGACACCAGCAUGCCCUUCAGUGACACAGAGCUUCCCUCCCUCUCAUCGCCAUUUACUUCUUUCUCUACCAACACCACCUUCACCACCUCCACCGCCACCAUUAACAAUUGCAUGUCAACUAACCUCACGGAACAGGCAUCGUCACCUAGCAUUGACACUAACCCCUCGAAUAGCAAUCAAAGUAUUGUAUGCGAAGCUUCUCCGGACACCGAUCUGGAGGAACCGCACGCACUGGACACUGUCGCUGACGCUUGUUCGAUCGUUGCAGCACAAAAAGUACCCGACCAGCAACAGGGCACCACCAACGGAGCAGGUGAUGGUCGGACAGGCCACAACGAUGCGAAAGAUCAAGAAGCGUCCCUGGAUGUGACGGACACGUUGAUACCGGGAUCGAUUGCUGAGCGGGAGCAUAUGAAAUGGCGUAACGCUAAACCGAUCGCCAACAAUCCCUACUCGCCGGAUGCACUGCAGCGUCGACUGUCCGAAAAGAGUCGACCUACUAGCAUGAUCGAGAUCGAUCGGUUAGUGCGGAAGGAAGCAGCUCCGGCAACGGGAGACACCGGGGUACUAAUUGACGACGAGAAUCCACCCAAAGAGCCCACGGACUCUGGCACAGAAAAUGAUCGUUCGUUACAAUCCGUUACGGGUGGAGCGUUAGCGGAAAAGAAAAAGAUCGGUCGGGAAUACUACAUCAACGAUCCCGAGCGUCUUCGUGCGGGCGGUGCACCGGUCAUGCAAACGCUGGGUGUCCAACAGCAGCAAUCGCACAGUACCGACGAUGAGAAAUCCCUUCUGCUUGGCCGCAAUGUCGAUGAUGGUGUAGCGGUGCACCAAAAGCUCUCCCCGGACCCAUCCGGUAACUCCCUGUACCGUUCGAACAGCUUCGGCAAACAGCGAGAUCCGAAGGUGGAAGAUAUCUUCGCCGCCCGUCCCAUACAGGUAACGGCCGAUGAUCCGAUCCUUAAGCAGGGUACCAAGGUGAGCUACCUGAGUACGCCCGCGCGUGAGAUCUAUCUCGUUCCCCUGGAGCCGGAACCGAACGGUUCGAUGAUAAGCCUCUCGUCUGAACUGAGCUCCGUCAACUCGCCAACCUCAUCAACCGCCCGUCCAGAACUGGACAGCCUUACGUACAGUGAAGAUUCGGACGUAACGCGCAUCUACGACCUGACCACCGGUGAGGCGAAGGUCGUACGUGCGAACCGAACGGAACCGGAACCAGUGCCCGAUACCAUCCUCCAAAUACUACCUCAAUCAUCACCGAGUCCGGUAAAGUCGGCGAAUGCUAGUCACGCAGUGCCAGCAGGUAGCACCGUAUCUGCCCUAAAGUCUCAGCUAUCCACCGGCGAUCGGGCGGACGAUCGUACCCAUGCACGCCGUUCGCCCUUCCCGGUGAAACCACUCUCACCGGAAACGAUCAAGUUCUUCGCACCGAAACGCAAGCUUAGCUUUACCGGUAGCACCAACAGUUUGGUGAGUGAUACGGCCAAAGGAUGUGAGCAGGGCACUACGCACGUACUGCCUUCAAUGCACUCAUCGCUUCACAUUGACUUUCCCGCCACGCGAACGGUCACCGGGAGCGAGUUUGCGAUCAUCGAGAAGGACGUGAUCGAUGUGUUGCCCUCGGUGAAGGAACUGGCCAAAUGCUACAGUGGAAGUACGAGCGAUGUCUCGACGUUGCCUCCCAAGCCACUGUACAAACCAAGGGUCAAGCUUAGAAAGGACUUUAUCCGCCAGUCGUCCGAUGUGCUGAACGAGGAAGGGAUGCCGAGCGUCGAUGCGAAGGGCCAGCGUCAGUACAGCAGCACGAGCAGUAUUGCGGUGCGGGAUGAAAUACGCGAGAUACGGAAGCUCAAUCUGGAGGCGUACCGGCAGUCGACGUACUACCCGAUGGCACCCGGCCACAGCAUAACGGCGCGCAGUCUGUCCAAACAGAUCCGUGAGCAUAAGGCCAACAACGUAACAGACGACCAUAAGGUGGGCCAACAGGAGGAACCGUCGCCGACAGGGGACGGUGAUAUCAAUGGUGAGGUGACCAGUGAGGGUUAUGGUGACGAUGGCCAUACGUCACCGGAACGUCCCGGCAGUCCCGUACUACUUCCAGGCCAUCUGAAGAAUAGCAUAGAGUUUUUCGAAAGCCUCAAGAGCAAAUCGUAA